Saccoglossus kowalevskii is the source of this 1923-nucleotide messenger RNA. RefSeq lists its product as uncharacterized. NCBI's taxonomy places the organism in Eukaryota, Metazoa, Hemichordata, Enteropneusta, Harrimaniidae. The record is from RefSeq and is a predicted model, not a curated record.
CCCAUUUGUACGACUGAUGUUAUGUCUAUCAUAGCAGGGAUAUACAACCCAGAAGAUGAUUGUCUUCCUUCUGAGAACAGUACGGUUACAGCAGAGAAAAUGAAACAGUCUAAAGUCAGACAAGAUGCAUCACCGAGUGCUGCCAGCAACAAAGAGGUGGCAUUUGUACCGCCAAACGUGAUGGAAACUGAUGCAGCUACAGCAUCUUCUGGAGUGCGGGAUAUUUCUGGGGACCGAGUAAACGAUAAAAAUUCUCUUCCUGUAACAGUUUUCAAAACCGUUGAAGUGGUGACAGAAAAUGAUCAUCAAAGCAAUGUUGAGAAUGACGACUACAGCAUGUGCAGUCAGGAAAUGACGCGUCCAGAUGCACUAUGUAACGGUGACGGUUUCCAAACCAAAGAACAAAUGGCCUUUUUAGAAAUAAUGCAGCUCACCACUUCAACCCAACCGACAACCACAAGUACCAGUAACUUGAGCAUUAGCAAUCCGAAUGUAACAGUGCAAAAUCUCCCAACUGUCACUUUGAGCACGUUGAACAGAGUUGAAAACUCUUGUUACAUGUCACUACCUUCUUCACACACUGGAGACGAUGAAGUUUCUGUCAUUCAAGAAUUACAUGCCAACGUACCGCCAAUUGUACACACAAUGAAAGAGUCAACACGGGUUAACCAACAGCAGUCCUUGUCGCAAAAUGAUAGAUUAAACCAGACACAGAUCACAGUGGAUGAUGAUGAUAAUGAUUUAUUUCUUUCACCAUUUACAAUGACUCCUGAGAAAUAACCCACUUAAAUUUAGUGACAAAUAACUAAAAUUCCUGGUGAGAAAUAACCACUAAAACUCAAGUGAGAAAUAACUCGCUAAAACCCUUGUGAGAAAUAACUCCUAGUUUACAGCCAGCAUUAUGUAAUUAUGAUGAAGUAUUAUUUUUCCUUUUGAAGCCCAGAUUAUUAAAAUAACUUAAAAGUACCCUGAUAGUUACAAUUAGUAACGCUCCCUGUGUUAAAAGGCACAUUUGUGAUGCAGCCCACAUUUGUAUUUUAUGUGAACACAUAAUAAAAUUUAACAUGCACUGUAUAAGUUGCAGAGGACUACUAUCAAACACAACUUGUUCAAUAACUUGGGCACUUUAAGCCAUGGAGCUGCAAUCUCUCUGUACUACUGCAUGAUGGGAUAAAUAAUUUGACAUUGACAGUGUAUGCGGACAUUACUUGAUAUGGUUGCUAAACAUCUUACGAACACCUGCGUCUGCCUUGAAAGGACACAUUGUCACACAAAAAAUUGGACUAAUAAUUCGAAUGCAUCUAUGAUUGACAGAUAAUUUGAAGACUUCCUUGAUCGUUUAAAUUGUGUCUUCUCGUCAACUUUUAGAUGAGAAUUAUGCUUAAAUUACGCAUGAUUGUAUAUGACAGAAAAAUACAUUAUUCUAUGGAUACUUAGAUAUUUUCUGGAGCACUCUGACCACAUGCAUCACUCUAUAGUCUGAUUUGCCUAUUGAAAUCUGGCUGUUAUCUUUGCAUACACCAUCACCUUAGUUUGGCACAUUGAUGACCUUAACGCUGUAUGCUGCCCAAAUUACGUGGAGUAUAAUUUGUGUACCGCUCAAUUGAUGUUUAUUCACACAAUUUUGAGAAACUGGAAAAUUCAGUCUGUUGGAUUGCAGAAAUGAAAAACCAAUCACCAUUUUCCCCCCGAAGCUUGAACCUUGAAGAUACUUGCACUACUGAUAAUGAGAUGUUAGUAGUGUACUUGCCCUUCCUUUUUCCAAUCUAGCUACAUGUAUUAUUUUAUGUUAAUGCACUAUUAUUUGAGAACUUUUAUACAAUUCAUGUUACUGUAAAAUACUUUAUUUUUUAUUGGGAAUUCAUUUUUGCUGAAGGAUUAGGUAGAAAUUUACGUCAAAAAUCAGUGAAAAUAAAAUUCAUA